AUGUACGGCCUGCUGAGUAAGAAGCCACAGCCCAGCCAACAGGAGGUGGAGAAUCACUUUGAUGGACACAUCUGCAGGUGUACAGGCUACAGGCCAAUCUUGGAUGCCAUGAAGUCAUUUGCCAGUGACUCUGGGGACUGUAUUGACAUUGAGGCACCAUUGUGUGGCCAAAAUGGAGUGAGCUGGUACCGCCCCACCACCCUGGAGCAGCUGUACAGCCUGUUGGAACAGCACGGAACCGGUCAGGACCGGUACAAACUGGUCUGUGGAAACACUGCUGCAGUGAGCUGGUACCGCCCCACCACCCUGGAGCAGCUGUACAGCCUGUUGGAACAGCACGGAACCGGUCAGGACCGGUACAAACUGGUCUGUGGAAACACUGCGGCAGUGGUCUGGUACCGUCCUACCACCCUGGAGCAGCUGUACAGCCUGUUGGAACAGCACGGAACCGGUCAGGACCGGUACAAACUGGUCUGUGGGAACACUGCUGCAGGAGUGUACAAGAAUGAUGGGCCCUUCACUUCUCUGAUUGAUGUGAAAUCUGUGGCAGACUUGUUCAUCACCCAGGGAGAUAGUGCAUGCCUCUGGAAUAAGCUUUUCUCAUAG
Molecule: messenger RNA, 606 nt
Organism: Branchiostoma floridae (Florida lancelet)
Lineage: Eukaryota; Metazoa; Chordata; Leptocardii; Amphioxiformes; Branchiostomatidae
Product: xanthine dehydrogenase/oxidase-like
Exons: 9
Coding region: 1-606 (201 amino acids)
Molecular function (GO): iron ion binding; oxidoreductase activity; flavin adenine dinucleotide binding
Source: RefSeq, a predicted model, not a curated record